AUCAGUAAAGUUCAAGCUAAAGACUAAAAAUGAACAAUCUAAUCAUUGCCUUGGUUCUUGGAUUAACAGCAAUUGUUGCUGCUCAGACAACACACGAUCCAAAUUAUUGCUACUCAUUUGAUUCUGUAAGAUCUCAACAGGCAAGAUGGGCAGACAGAACAUCAAAUAAUGAUGCUCGUGGCGAUUCAGUUAAUCCAAAUGUUUCAUCAUGCACGCCAGCAAGAUUUUGGCUAUACAUGAGACAUGGUGAUCGAUUGCCAAGUACUAAUGACAUCAAUAGAAUGAUUCCAUUCUCAACUACUCAAUACAACAAUAUUAUCAAUGCCUAUAACCAAGGAAGAAGUUUCCUCUGUCAUCCAGAUUUUGUUACUACUAAUACAUGGUCAUGGGAUCCAAAUAUUACAGUUUCAAUAGAACAAUUUUUGACUGUGUCUGGAUGGAAUAUGGUUCGAAAUAUUGCAAGUCGUUAUCAAGCAGCAUUUCCAACUAUUUUACCAAGAACUUAUGACAGAAGUCGCUUCAUCUUCCGUCAUACAGAUCGUCAAAGAACUCAAGCAACUGUUCGUGCCUUUUCUGAUGGACUUUUUGGCGAGAAUGCUUACAGAAAUGUUGUUUUCACCGAACCACCAACACCAGAUCCACUUUUGAGACCUCAUGAUAACUGUCCAUUGUAUGAUACAGCUAGUAACACAGAAGUAGAACGUGCAAGAUGGCAAAACACAGCAGAAUUUCAGACAACUUUAACUCAAAUCAACGAUAAAUUAGGAUUAACUGGAGGUCAACGAUUGACAGCUCGUCAAACCCGUACUAUGUGGGAACUUUGUCAAUUCCAUCAACUUUGGGAACCUCAUAUUGAUGCACCCUUCUGUGGUGCAAUCAGCCCUUUCAAUAAUUUAAGGCUUGAAUAUUUUGAGGAUAUUGAUGAAUACUACACAUCAGGCUAUGGAUUAAAUCCAGUUAGACUAGCUGAAAAUUUGAACUGUCCAUUAAUGCAAGACUUGUUGACUUUCUUGACAUCAAAUGAUCCAAAUGAUGAAACAGUUAAAAUUUACAGUACACAUCAAACAGCUUUCCAAUUGUUCUUAGUAUCACUUGGAGUCUUUAGAGAUACAACUCCAAUCACAGCUGAUAAUUUUGCUCAACAAGCUAACCGAUUGUGGAGAACAUCAGUUAUAUCACCAAUGGCCACAAACAUUGCUGUAGUUCGGUAUAAUUGUGCAUCAGGUGGAGAUGAUGUCUUAUUCCUUAUGAACGAAAGACCAUUAGUCCUUCCAGGAUGUCAAUCAAAUGGUUUAUGCAAAGUUAGUCAUGUUGUAACACUUUACAGCAGAUUCAUUAAUGCAAACUGUGAUACUUUAUCAUGCAGCGCCAAUUAAAAUAUUUAUUAAGACUGUGAAUUGAAAUACCUAAU
Chironomus riparius is the source of this 1411-nucleotide messenger RNA. The record is from the annotation of a GenBank genome assembly. Lineage: Eukaryota; Metazoa; Arthropoda; Insecta; Diptera; Chironomidae.